AUGAAGGUCUCUAUUGCUGCCCUUAUUCUGGCGGUUACCUCGGCCAUUGCUACUCCCAUUGCCAGUAAGCGCGAUGGCUCGUUCGUGAUCAGUGAUCUCAAGGCGCGCGAGUCUCUCUCCAACACCAUGAGCUUCAAGCUCCAGGACGGCGAUGCCUCAAUUGAUUGCAACCUGAUCUGGAGCGGAAAGGCACCAGAGGAAAAUGCCCGAUGCAACGACAGCAAGCAUCUUAUCCAAUUCCCCGAUGGCUUUGAGUUUGGAAAGUUUACCCUGGCGAUUGAGCGUAUUGAGCCCAACCCGAUAGGUGGUCGUGCUUAUCUUGAUGAGCACGAUGGGAAGUGGAACUGCGUCGACAACCCGGAGGACCACGUCUACAAGGACUGCAAGUACGACGUGUCAUUUCAUAUUGCGAUGCCGAUCUUUUAUAAAGGCUUCUUGACCCCACCACCGGCUAUUCCCAACCAUUGCCGAGGGUCCGAGGAUUGUGAAACCAUGACAACCCGAACAGAGCGUCUAGCCACCUGGGCCUCGGGACUGCAAUAUGAUGACAUCCCACAGGAUGUGAUCCAGCGGACCAAAGACCUCUUCCUGGACUGGUUCGGGUGUACCAUUGCUGGCCGUCAUCACCCUGCUGUGAAGGCCAUUGCGAUCUUUGUGCAGCAGAUGGGCCCCACGUCAGGGAAGAGUGAGUUGGUAGAUAGCGAGCUGGGUUUCAGCACAAGCCCUGCCUUUGCAGCAAUGGUAAACGCGGCUUCAUCGCACGUUGUGGAGCAGGAUGAUUUGCAUAAUCGAAGUAUUUUGCACCCUGCGACGGUUAUCUUCCCUGCUGCUUUGGCCGUGGCGCAGGAUGUAAAUGCGAAUGGAAGAGACUUCAUUACGGCCUGCGUGGUUGGAUACGAGGUAGGAUGUCGGGUAGGAGAAUUCCUUGGGAAGAGUCACUAUGCACGUUUCCAUUCCACUGCAACUGGCGGGGUCAUUGGUGUGGCCGCUGCAACGGCCCGUCUUCUGGGUCUCGACUCCGCGGCCAUGCUAUCAUCGAUCGGAACUGCGGGAACCCAGGCGUCGGGCUUAUGGCAGUUUCUCUUGGAUGCUACGCAUUCAAAGCAAGUUCACACGGGCAAGGCCUGCUUCGAUGGAAUCUUCGCCGCCUACGCCGCGAAAUCCGGGUUAUUAGGGCCUAAGGAUGUGCUGGAAGGGCCUAAGGGCAUGGGCGUCGCGCUCGUCCCGGAUACGCCCAUCCCCACUGCAAUUGAUACGGACCUCGGACUUGAUUGGGCCGUGCUGGGAAGUAGUUUCAAAUGGCACGCAUCCUGUCGCCAUACCCAUCCAAGCGUUGACGCCUUGCUACACAUUCUUUCCGCACAUGCUAUCAAAUUCGAAGAUAUUGACUCGGUCGUAACGAGAACAUAUCAAGCAGCAUUCGACGUACUCGGGCUCAGUGGACGGGGUGAAACAAUCCAUCAGAGUAAAUUUAAUAUGGGAUUCGUUCUCGCUGUAACGGCGCAGAAGGGGCAGGCAUUGAUAACGGAUUUUAAAGAGGAAGCACUGCAGGAUGCAUCAUUGAGGAAUUUCCAGGAACGUGUUAGGAUGGAAUUGGACGAGGAUAUAAAUGCGGCAUUCCCGCAAAAGUGGCAGGGCCAGGUAAUUGUAACUUGCAAGUCUGGUGAGAGAUAUGAAAAGUUUGUGGAGUAUUUGAAAGGAGAUCCCCAAAGUCCAUUGACGAGAAACGAGAUUGAGACCAAAUUUAAGGCUCUGGCCCAGUAUGGUGGAGUGAAAGACGCAGAUCGGAUCCAGCAAAUUAUCACCAGGGCAUGGAACCUCGAGAAUCAAGACAGUCUCAAGGAACUGUGGCUCUAG
Messenger RNA from Aspergillus pseudotamarii, 1857 nucleotides. RefSeq names its product MmgE/PrpD family protein. Lineage: Eukaryota; Fungi; Ascomycota; Eurotiomycetes; Eurotiales; Aspergillaceae. The record is from RefSeq and is a predicted model, not a curated record. The transcript is spliced from 6 exons. Gene Ontology annotation, molecular function: lyase activity. Bases 1 to 1857 code for a protein of 618 amino acids.